AUGAACGAGACAGAGAACAUCCCUCUUGCAGAAUACGAUUUCGAAAGAAAAUUCGAUGAAAAGGGGGCUCUCGAAUGGAUGCAAGAAAACUGGUAAGUAGACUACCAAUUCACCCAAACACAUCUGGAUAAAUAAGUAGCCUAGCCUACGUGGUCUAAAGCCGGCGAAUUCUCCCCUUGUCGCCGCCAAUGUUGGCUGAGCUCUCAUCCACACACAAUGUCAUUAUUUAGCCUACACGCCAUGCAGGCAAAACAUUUUAUUGGCCACAUUCGUCAAUUUGAUUCCUAACUGUCGCGCGCUUUUUCCAUUUGUACGCUACCGAAGAGUGGAUACAAUGUGUUGUGUGGGUUUUGAUUAUGCUACAAAGUAACGUUUAGUCAAUAAUUGAUACAUAAGGCUACAACAGAUAUAAUUGUCUUUGAGGCUACUGUACAGGGGCAGACUGGGACAAUAAUUCGGCCCCGGCAUUUUACUAGACCACAUCACUGGGUGUGCCACCAACUCACCACCAACCAUACACACACAACCCAUCACCACAAAUACACCUUACUACACCCUGACCCUACAAACCCUACUUAGACAUUUACAUUUUAGUCAUUUAGCAGACGCUCUUAUCCAGCGCAACUUACAGUUAGUGAGUGCAUACAUUAUUAUUAUUAUUAUAAUCUAUUUUAUUUUUAUUAAUUUUUCAUACUGGCCCCCCACGGGAAAAAAAAAACCACAACCCUGGCGUUGCAAACACCAUGCUCUACCAACAUCCCUGCCGGCCAUUCCCUCCCCUACCCUGGACGACGCUGGGCCAAUUGUGCGCCGCCCCAUGGGUCUCCCGGUCGCGGCCGGCUACGACAGAGCCUUGAUUCGAACCAGGAUCUCUAGUGGCACAGCUAGCACUGCGAUACAGUGCCUUAGACCACUGCGCCACUCGGGAGUGGACACAGGCAGUAGUGCUAACGCAUAACAUUGGCAGUGCAGUACAGCGUUGCCCAAAUAUUUAUGUACCAGUGACUGGCGGGACAUGGUCCUCCUCCUCUUUUUUAAUCAGCUCAUGUUUAAAACAAAUACAAUAUGUAAAAAUACCUUUGGAGAUACAACUCACCGCUAUAACUAUGCCUCUAGCCAUUUUGUUUGCCUCCCUGUUGUGCUGUCAAUCUGUCUCAGCAUCUUCUCUGCUGUCACUCUGUGCUUCUUCAUGUUCUCUGUCUGUCUGUGUCUGUCUGUCUGUCUGUCUGCCUGUCUGCUUAACACUUAUACGUUAUGAAAGCCAAGCUAAUGACUUAGGCUAUAGUUGCUAUAUUUUACUGUCAAAUUAGGACUCCUUUCCUGAUUUUUUGGGGGUCAAUAGAGAUGACCUACAUCUUUAUGUGCACUAACUAAUAUCAUAGGCUAAUUAACUUGGGUUCAACACCUGAGGAAGUUGAAACUCAAAACACAUGAAUUAGAUCGCUAACUCUAAAUAUGAUACCCACUGCUAAUAGCCAUGUAUUCAUCCAACAGAAAUAACAAUGAUACUUACAGAAUGCUGAGGCCCUCCUCUCUUUGACAGGGACAAGGGGAUGAAGCUUCCGAAGCUGUGUUUUUCCCGCAAUUGCGUUUUGAAAUGUUAUACGAUCAGAACACAUUUUUCUCUCUAGCGCACUGGGAAGAGGAGAGUGGCUCACUCAUAACACCAGCAGGCCUUGGCGAAACAGGCACAGGGGCAAGGCAGACACUUUCAUUACAGGAAACAUGAGGGUAACUUUGCUGUUUGACCAAAUCAUGGUUUUGCCACCCUCAAAUGACAUUUUGAGUGAGGUGACAUUGUAGAAUGUGCUCUUUUUACAUUUAUAGGCAGCCUUGCCAUUUUUUACAAUCCAUGAGCUUGGCUAUUACAUUUACAUUUUAGUCAUUUAGCAGACGCUCUUAUCCAGAGCGACUUACAGUUAGUGAGUACAUACAUAUUUGUAUUUAUUUUUCAUACUGGCCUCCCGCGGGAAUCGAAACCACAACCCUGGCGUUGCAAACACCAUGCUCUACCAACAUCCCUGCCGGCCAUUCCCUCCCCUACCCUGGGCCAAUUGUGCGCCGCCCCAUGGGUCUCCCGGUCACGGCCGGCUACGACAGAGCCUGGAUUCGAACCAGGAUCUCUAGUGGCACAGCUAGCACUGCGAUGCAGUGCCUUAGACCACUGCGCCACUCGGGAGACGGCUAUCUAACUGAUGAGUUGGAGCAGGUCUCUUUGCUGAUGCCACGUUUGACUUUGAAUGUGAGUUUGCGUGACCUCAGCUCAGCCUGUCAGAAAAAUGGGCUGGCCCAUCUGGGUAGGGGGGUGGCCAUUGUCCACUGAUCAGCCAAAGGCUCAUUAUAGAUUAAUAUAAUAGAGAAAUUGCUCAAUCUUUUAAAAAAUUACAGGCCCAUGGGCUGCAGGCCAUGACCCCAAAAAUUAUAAUAUAUGUAUGUAUUAUUUUGUGUGUGUGUGUCAAUUUCGACCAGGCCACCCAACAAAAAAAUGGUCCAGCCCAUCUGGCAUUUGCCAGAAUUGCCAGAUGGCCCUGCUACUGUAAAUUGAAAUACUUAUUAUUGUUGUUCUCCCGCCCCUUUUCAGAUGUCAUUGAGGAUGCCACCGUCUGAACUUACCUUCAGUUUUCAUGUGCAUGGUUUGUUGAUAACUGGCUAUGUUUUAUGAAUGUUAAAACAACCUUUGAUCCAUCACAUGAUGCAGAAGCCAUCCCUUUCACUGCUUACAGUACAUUGGACGCAUUCCUCUGCCCAGGUGUUGCUGAUGCAUGCCUAACCUAACGUAGCAGACAUAAAAUAAACUAGAUCCCCUACAUACUGGUCUUGACGAGAAGAAGGUUCUCUCCUGCACUGUUCAACCAAUCCAGUAAAUGUGGAGGAGGAGUUAAGAUGGAGUGCCUUGUUAACGUCCAAAAGCGGAAGUCAUGUUACAGGCUCUCUUUCCAUUUCCCCUGAAAACCGGAACAACCGGUUGUUGGGGACUCGUCAGGGCUAACACAUGCCAGAUCUUACAAUGCCUGGAUAGGUAUCAGCUAACCACAUCAUAUGUUAUAGCAAUCUGGGGCCCGAAAGCAAUGGGCGAGUUCCACAGCUAAGGCGAGGUGACGCAACAACCAAUGGUUCUGGUUCGACUGAGAAAUUGCUAUAACAUAUCAUGUGGUCAGAUGAUGCUUUAGAGUAACUGUCCAGGCGUUGUUAGAUCUGUCAGGCGUCAGCAAAGUCUAAGCAUAGGAACGCAACCAUUGUUACUACAAUAUGACGUGAAACUCAACGUAUAGCCUGUCAUACUGCUGUUCACUUCAGUUUGUGUAACAUGCACAUGCAGUCACAAGCAAUGAAUGAUUACUAAAUAUCUAAUGUGAUGAUUACUGUUAAAUACAUAGGGGUAGAUACAUUAUAGGAUAUCAAUAGGCCUACAUUUUGUAACUGUUUUAAUAUCAACCCAAAGGCAUGUCACUUCUCCCCAUCAAAUUAGUAUUGAGCACACAAACCAAAAUGGUCUCAAGUGUUUCUCUUUGUGUCCAAUGGAAAUGUGUGGGGAAGUAAUUUUUGUCCUCUGUUAACAUAUCACUAAGGAAACGUUGAGACCCAGUAAGACCACAUUCUUGCACAGACUUACUUUGGCUCCUUGUUUGCAUUUUCUGACUGAGAGACAGUGUUGUGUUUCAGUCUCAGUGGCAAGCAAGCUGUCAAAUGUGGAUUGUAAAAGUCCAGGGGUAUAUUCAUUCCGCCAACGCUGUUGUUUCUUAAACGGAACGAAACGGGGAGGGACCUACCUGAAUUUGUCCAAUAGAAACUCUUGUUUUGCUCUGUUUGCUUCCGUUUGGUUCUUAAACGGUAAAUGGUUUCCGUAAUGAAUACACUCCUGUAAAUGUGCAGUGCUAGCCAAGUAAAUUCACCCUGCCCAUGCAUUCCUCAGAUCGAGCUGAUGUGUGUAGGCUACAGCAAAGCAUCAAAAGGGGAGGAGCCGGAGUAGCUGAAAACCACAUCUAGUGCAGCAUGUGACAUCCUGGCCUACGACGGUGUAAUUAAUGGGCUAGACUUGUUUCAGCAUGUAUUCUGCUGAUUAGUCAAACAAGAUACUGUAGCUAUCUAAAAAGGCAGGUAUUUCUGCUUUCUGGGAACAUUUGCUCCCACAGGACCCUCCCUUUCUCUCUUUCAAGGAGUAAAAGAUGGUGGCCCACACAUUGUAUUUGUCCUGACUCCUUCACCACACAAGGAUACAAUGACUGCUUCUUGUCGCUUCAUUAUCUCUCUCUCCCUCUGUAUUGCCCAUCACACAUUCCCUCUCUGUAAUGCAUAGACACAGUGAUGUUAUUGCUCUUAAUGCUUCCCUAUAGAAUCCUUCAUCAGUCUAAUGAAAGUUUCAUCCUCCCUUUCGGACAGACAGAGAAUGACCAUUGAAGUCCUACUGUAUUUAGCCCUGUAUAUAGCCCUACUAAACUGGGUCAAGCAACAACAUCUUCUCAGUUUAAUAUACUCUGUCAAUCUGGAUUAGUCAUCUGGUCUGUCCUCAAAGUAAACCCCCUCUGCAGCACACACGUCAUUGCUUUUUAGUAUUCAGCCCUUUUCGCCUCAAUUUAACUUUUUGGUAAACAUUUGGUCCAGUCCGUGAUCUAUCUAGUAUUCUCACUGCAACCUGCUCCCAGCUGUUUUCACAUAGCAUCACAGUUGAUUUUAGACCGGAGCGAUGUUUACUCAAUCUAAUUGCCUCCUCAUUACCCACGGGCUGCAGUAGUAGAAGUUCUGGUCAGUAUGUCAACAUCUAAACUUGGUUAGUCCUUGGCUCCAUGACUAUGAAUGGGGAUGGGGACUGUAAAAUAGAGCCUUGACAUGGAUGGACAGAAGUCGGGGUGGUCUAGAGGCCAUGUCACUGCCCUGUGCCCAGUGGACCAGCCCAAUCCUGAUCUCUGUUGAUCUCUGUAAUCUGUUUAAUAGUAGGAAUUUAUAUAGAUGAUUGGGUUUAGCUUAGCUCGCCUUGUAGCUUGCUGUGUACAUUCAGCGUACUGCCACCAAGCAAAAGGAACUAGAAAUGUCAACUGCAGUGCCAAUCACAAAAGUCUGCUAAAGACUGGCUCAUCCAUUCACAGUGAUCAUUGAUCACAUACAUGCAUUGUUGGAGUUUAAACUAGAUUAAAGAUUGUUUGCAUUUCCACCCUGCUCUCAUCUAAAUCAUGACCUAGGGCACAGGUAAUUACAGUAAUCACUUAAGAACUGGUUUGGUGACAUGUUUUUUUUUUUUUUUUCUGAAUAGGAGCAAGUCGUUUAUGUUCUGUGGGCUGUAUGCUGCGAUCAUCUUCGGGGGCCAACACUUCAUGAGAGAGAGGCCCAAGCUAAACCUGCGCCGACCCCUCGUCCUCUGGUCACUCAGUCUGGCCAUCUUCAGGUGAGUGACACACACUGACCACUGUGUUUCAGUAAAAUGGCUUUAUGUGUUUUUCUAAGCAUCAUCAAACCAAUCAAUCAAUCAAUCAAUCAACCAAUCAGUCUGAUUGAAGCUCUUACUGAGCACUGGUGGUGGUUAGCUUCAUUAUCCUCCCUCAUCCUUGCUAACCUCAGCAAGGUAAAUGUUGUCCACAUAAAUGUUUGUAUAUAGAACUAGAUCUCUCUCAUAAUUAACCAAAACAGUGUUUAAACUGACUUGAUUUAGGGGUGACAUUUUCCUCUUCUAAACACACAUGAACUACGUAAAAAUUGGGAUUUCUAGAGCGAUAUCUCAAAACUUCUCCUUUAUAAUGACUCUUCUUUAAGGACAUCCACGAGAAGGAGAUUCUUUGUGCAGAUUUAAAAUAAACGGUGCCAAAACGAGAUCUACAUUUAUGUUCAGAAGAUUAGAAACAUUUUGUGAGUAAUGGAGGGUUAAUAAUGUACUGUAUAAAUGUGUCUAUGUGAGAGAAUGUUCAGGCCAAUUCAAGGUCUGUCAACUGUCAACACAUUCUUUAGCGGAUUUGUUGGCUAUGCUAUCUGUACACACUUACUACACAAAGUAGAAUUAGUGUCUGAUAAUGCAGUUUUAGGAUGAUUACAGGUACACUCUUAGAAAAAAGGGUUCCAAAAGGGUUCUGCGGCUGUCCCCAUAGGAGAACCCUUUUUAGUCCCAGGUAGAACCCUUUUUGAUUCCAGGUAGAACUCUUUUAGGUUCCAUGUAGAACCCUCUGUGGAAAGGGUUAUACAUGGAACCCAAAAGGGUUCUACCUGGAACCAAAAGGGUUUUAACUUUAACUAAAAGGGGUUCUUCAAAAGGUUAUUCAAUGGGGACAGCAGAAGAACCCUUUUUGGUUCUAGAUAGCACCUUUUUUCUAAGAGUGUAUACUAUUGCAACACUGCUGUGUUGCUAGGAAAUCUUUGACUUUAAUUUACAUAUAAUUGGUUGCGAACCUAUAUUAAUACCCAACCAACAUAUGUCAUCAAGGUGAUGUCCCUUUCCUCCCCAAAUCCUUAGAAGACACACAACCAUUCUGACUGACACUAUCUGAUGUUUGGUGAGCUUUCUUAGAGCAGUGGUUUUCAACCGGUGUGGCGCAGCACACUGGUGUGCCUUGAGGAACUCUCAGGUGUGCCGCAAAACUUUUCCUAAUCUUUAUUAUUUUUUGGAACUCUCACUUAUAAAUGUGGCCUGUGGAAUCCACAUGGAAUUUUGACAUGGGAGCACUAGUCUGCUCAGAUAAUAAAUGGCACAUGGUUACAUCUGUAUCGUUGUUUCAAGACCAGUGCGCACAGGCUGUUGUUACAUUGAUUAUCAUUUGAGGGGCGCGCAUCACAAGCACAUUAUCAUUUGUAUCAUUUUACUUUGCCUGUGAGAUCCCUUAGCACAGAAACAAACGGAGCAGGGCUUUGUGUCCCUGGUUGCACCUUCCAAUGCAGAAAACCGCUCAUCUCUAGCCCAAACGGUUUAAAACUAAAGACAUAUUUUACCGGAGAAAAUAUCAUAAUCCAGUUUUGCAGGACACUCUUAAAGGGGCACAUACAAAUGAAUCAUCAUGAGUAAGGAACUAUGAAAAUAUUCCAAUAAAUCCUAUUUAAUCUAUAAAAAAUGUUUGUCAUAGAAAAUAUAUGAUUUGCAGUAUGCGUCAGAUGAGACGGAGGUCAUUUGCUACUAAAAAAAUAUAUAGAAAAAAAUACAAAUGAUCUCAUCAAGGUGUGCCACGGUAAAACUUUUUUGGGGAACCACAGUUCUAGAGCAAAAUGGCUCUUACCCAGGUGAGGUGAGUUUUGGUCAAACAAUGUACUGUAUAAUGCUGUAAAAGUGCUAUAUUAAAUCCAAUCUGUUAUCCUUAUCAUUAAAGUGGCAAACAGCAUUUGAAACAAUAACAGAGUCCCCGCCCCUGUUUUGGUAAAAAGCUGAGGGAUGGGGCUGGAGAAAUGUAACCACUGAAAUUCAUAGACAGUGCUAUUGAUGCUAGGACUGACCAUCCAUGAUAUAAAAAUGAUAGUUUUAACCAUUUUUGAGGCUAUAUAGUGUAUGUUUACAUUUACUUUGUUUACAAACAUUGGAGUAAAACAAUAUAUUUGGGGUUCUGAUGGGGUAUUACAGUCGAACUAAGCUCAUGAGGCAUUUAUAAAUUAUAUUCUUCAAGAAUCAAUGGGUACAUAUCAUUCAUUUAUAAGUAAAAAAAAAUGAUGUAGCAAUUGCAGAUGGCCCCUUUAAGGAGGAGUCAGGGCUGUUUUGGAGUGCCACAGUUUUGGUAUGUCACAGCGGUGCAUCAUCACCGUGCCCAUGCCCCCUGCUGUGCCAGCUGUUAAUCCUAAUCACAGAGCCGUGGGCAUAACCUGCCCACUCAUCCCGCUGCUGCUAGCUGGACAGGAUAGCGUGUCCUCGGCAUAUGAAACACUUGAUAUACUCAUUACUGCACCACCACUGCAACAUUCUACCACAUGGGGUUUUUAAGAGUAGACUACUGGUCUGUAAUAGAUAGGUAGUUACCAAUGAUGAUGUUGGUGUUAGGUAGUUACCAUAGAUAAUGUAUAGAUAGGUAGUUACCAUUGAUAAAGUUGUUAUAUGUAGGAAGUUACUAUAGAUAAUGUUGUUACAUAUAGUUAAUGUUGAUAAUGGUGUUAUUGAUAUGUAGUUACCAUUGAUAACAUAGUUAUAGGUAAUUAGUUACCAAGUCUGACACCAACUGACUCAAACAGGCACCAACACGCUCUUGAACAGCUUCUAUCCCCAAGCAAUACAGCUGAUAAAUAGCUAACAAAAUAGCUACACGGACCGAGUUUACCUUGUAUCUUUAUUGACCUUUUAUUUCAGUAUUUGCACUCUAUGCACACUCACAGGGCCCUACACCCUCACACCCACUGUCACUCCAACAUACACACAAACACUCACUCCAUCAUUUUCUCACUCACACAUAAUAUGCACAUACAUUUAUACUGACUCUACACACCCGCACAUCCACUCACAUGCAAGCUGCUGCUACUCUGUUUAUCUUAUAUCCUGUUGCCUAGUCACCUUACCCCUAUACAUAUCUACCUCCAUCACUCCAGUAUGCACAUGUACUGUAAAUAUGGUAUUGGAGCUGACUUUUUAAAUAUUUCCUGAAUAUAGUAUGCUUACUUACGUACUUACUUUAUUGUGUAUUUCAUAUUUCUUAUUAUUAUUUCUCGUGUAAUAAAAAAAAAAAAUUAUACAUUGUUAUUGAUUAUUGCAUUGCUGGGUUUUGCGUUUGCAAGAAAGACAUUUCACUGUACUUGUGCAUGUGAAACUAGAUAAUUGAUAACGUUGAUACAUUAAUCGCCCAUGACUGUGCAGUUUUCAGAGCAGCUUCAAUAGUUCUGCACCAGUGGAGGCUGCUGAGGGGAGGAUGGCUCAUACUAAUGGCUGGAAUGGAGUGAAUGGAAUGGUAUCAAACACGUGUGUUUGAUACCAUUCCAUUCACUCCAUUCCAGCCAUUCCACUCCAUUCCACUCCAGCAGCCUCCACUGUUCUGCACCCUCAAAAUGUCAACUGUGUCUCUUGGGUGUCUCUUCUAGUGUUGUUCCCACUGUUUGACUGAGGUGUUUAGUUACAUGGGUUUGGGGAUGGCUUCCUGGAAUAUCACUGGAUCAUUGUUACAUUACAGGCCUUGUGGUCUACAAUUGAUCUUUAAGGAGAGGUGAUAUGUUUUCAUAGGGUGUCCCAACUGAAAUGACCUCACGCUGUAAGUAGCCACAGUGUUCUUUCAGAUGAGAAGGAAAGCUACAAAUCGAUACAGUGUUUACUAAGCAUACGCAUCCUGUUUACAAAGUAAGAGCAUGUGUGUCUAAGUCUUGGUUGGACUUAAUGGAGGUCUAAAAUAGUUGGAGACGGGGAAGCACAGCCAACUGGAGAUGUGACCCACUGAUAUGUCUUAUCUCGUUUAUCUUGGUUUCAGGUUUAGAAUGCCAUGGCAACCGCAACAGUGACAGUUCAUAUAUUUGAGAGGUAUUUCACAUUGCAUCAUGGCAACGCAUAGCUGACAGUAUAAAAUAUAGUUGAGCGAUGUAUAGCGCAUUACGUUAUGACAACCACAAAGCUGACAGUUCAGGUGUAUCGAAUAGCAGCAAGAUAGAAAUAUGAACUGAAUUCGUGUACAAAAUACUUACUUACAGUCAACUGUGAUCGAUCAUGGGCAUUAUACUUGUGUUGACGUUUUUUCCUAUACCAAAUACUUGUAUUUAACUGUGAAUUCCCUAUAGUUAGACUGAGCAAAUCAAAUCAAAUCAAAUGUUAUUUGUCACAUGCGCCGAAUACAACAGGUGUAGACUUUACCGUGAAAUGCUUACUUACAAGCCCUUAACCAACAAUACAGUUCAAGAAAUAAAGUUAAGAAAAUAUUUACUAAAUAAACUAAAGUAAAAAAUUAAAUAAAAAGUAACACAAUAAAAGAACAAUACCGAGGCUAUAUACAGGGGGUACCGGUACCGAGUCAAUGUGCGGGGGUACAGGUUAGUCUAUGACUUGGGUGACUGGAGUCUUUGAAACAUUUUUGGGCCUUCCUCUGACACCGCCUAGUAUAUAGGUCCUGGAUGGCAGGAAGCUUGGCCCCAGUGAUGUACUGGGCCUGUCACGCCCUGGCUCUGGGACUCUGUUAUGUUGAGCCAGGGUGUGUAGUUUCUAUGAUUUUGUGUUCUAGGUUCAUUAUCUAGCUGAUGUGUUUUCUAUGUUGGCCGGUGUGGUUCUCAAUCAGAGGCAACGUGAAUCAGCUGUUGAUUGUUGUCUCUGAUUGGGAACCAUACUUAGGCAGCAUGUUUUCCACAGUGUUUUGUGGGAUCUUGUUCCGUGUAUGGUUAGUGUCUGUUACCUAGGACUUCACGUAUCGUUUUGUUUCGUGUGGUGAAUUAAAUAAAGUAUGUUCACUCAUCACGCUGCGCAUUGGUCCACUUCCUCCAACGAUCGUGACAGAAGAUCCCACCAAAACUGGACCAAGCAGUGUGUCCAGGAGCCAACGCCAGAGGUAACUCUAGCGGAUAUCCACUUCGACUGGGUCAAGCAGCGUGUCCAGGAGCCAACGCCUGAGGUAACUCUAGCGGAUAUCCACCUCGACUGGGUCAAGCCGCGUGAGGAGGAGAGAGGUUGGACUUGGGAGCAGAGGCUGGAGAGUCUGGCGAGAGCCAUGGAGGCCAUAGCCACGGGGGAGAGACGAACCCAAUAUAUUUUUAGGGGGGGGCUCACACCGUGGACGACGGGACUGCUGGAGGCAGAUAAGGGGCGAGUUAGUGGACGAGGAGAGAAGGCCACCGGGUUACGGGAGCCAUUGGCGAGUAGAGGGAAGGAGAAUGUAGAGGCACGGCGAGAGGUACUGAGGUGUGUUGCCAGUCCGGUCCGGCCCGUUCCUGAUCCCCGGGUAAGGCCAGUGGUGUGUGUUCCCAGUGCGGUCCGGCCUGUUCCUGUCCCUCGCACCAAGCCUGUGAUGCGCGUCGCCAGCCCGGUCCGGCCUGUUCCUGCCUCUCGCACCAAGCCUAUGGUGCGCGUCGCCAGCCCGGCCCGGCCUGUUCCUGCUCCCCGCACCAAGCCAAUGGUGCGCAUCGCCAGUCCGGCCCGGCCUGUUCCUGCUCCCCGCACCAAGCCAAUGGUGCGCGUCGCCAGCCCGGCCCGGCCUGUUCCUGCUCCCCGCACCAAGCCAAUGGUGCGCGUCGCCAGCCCGGCCCGGCCUGUUCCUGCUCCCCGCACCAAGCCUGUAGUGCGCUUCGUCAGCCCGGUUCGGCCCGUCCCUGCUCCCCGCACCAAGCCUGUGGUGUGCGUCGCCAGCCCGGCCCGGCCUGUUCCUGCUCCCCACACCAAGCCAAUGGUGCGCGUCGCCAGCCCGGCCCGGCCUGUUCCUGCUCCCCGCACCAAGCCUGUAAUGCGCUUCGUCAGCCCGGUUCGGCCCGUCCCUGCUCCCCGCACCAAGCCUGUGGUGUGCGUCGUCAGCCCGGUCCGGCCCGUUCCUGCUCCCCGCACCAAGCCUGUGGUGCGCGUCGUCAGUCCGGCACAGCCCGUGCCUGGGUCAGGUACCGGUCAGCUGCUCCACAUCGGAGAAUAAGCAAUCCACUCCACCGAUGUCCAGUCCAGCUCCAGCCAGCGGGACCAGACCAGGGGCGCUACGGGGGGAUUGUUGGAGGGUGGUGGUCAAGCCCGGAGCCGGAACCGCCUCCAAGGAGGAAUGCCCACCCGGCCCUCCCCUGUUCAGUUUAUGUUUGGCGCGGUCGCAGUCCGCGCCUUUGGGGGGGGGGGGGGGGGGGGGUACUGUCACGCCCUGGCUCUGGGACUCUGUUAUGUUGAGCCAGGGUGUGUAGUUUCUAUGAUUUUGUGUUCUAGGUUCAUUAUCUAGCUGAUGUGUUUUCUAUGUUGGCCGGUGUGGUUCUCAAUCAGAGGCAACGUGAAUCAGCUGUUGAUUGUUGUCUCUGAUUGGGAACCAUACUUAGGCAGCCUGUUUUCCACAGUGUUUUGUGGGAUCUUGUUGCGUGUAUGGUUAGUGUCUGUUACCUAGGACUUCACGUAUCGUUUUGUUUCGUGUGGUGAAUUAAAUAAAGUAUGUUCACUCAUCACGCUGCGCAUUGGUCCACUUCCUCCAACGAUCGUGACAGGGCCGUACGCACUACCCUGUGUAGUGCCUUACUGUCGGAGGCCGAGCAGUUGCCAUACCAGGCGGUGAUGCAACCGGUCAGGAUGCUCUCGAUGGUGCAGCUGUAGAACUUUUUGAGGAUCUGGGGACCCAUGACAAAUCUUUUCAGUCUCCUGAGGGGGAAAAGGUCUUGUCGUGCCCUCUUCACGACUGUCUUGGUGUGUUUGGACCAUGAUAGUUUGUUGGUGAUGUGGACACCAAGGAACUUGAAACAGAUACACACAACACUUGACACUAUCUCUUUAGUAAAUCUAUGUGUUUCAUUCCACAGUAUCAUCGGAGCGGUCAGAACCGGUUGGUACAUGUUCCAUGUCCUCAACAAAAGCGGUUUUAAGCAGUCGGUGUGUGACACCAGCUUCUACAGCGCCCCUGUCAGCAAGUUCUGGGCCUACGCCUUCGUCCUGAGCAAGGCCCCUGAGCUAGGUAAGGAAUGUCCAAAAUAGGGUCCCGUUCUGAAUGCUUCAGAUAGAAAUAUGUAAUGUAGAACAGACAUACUUCUCUGUCAUGCAGUGUAGAAUAGUCAGCUCGCCUCGAGCUGAUCUAUACAAGACAUUUCUAUAUACCCAAUGUGACCCUGACCAACGAGUGGGAGAGAUAGAGGGGGUUGUAAUUGGUCAAUUACGUCAGAGGGCCAAUCAGAGAGAAGGAGGCUGGUGCAGGACAAAAAACCCAACUUGAAACAAUUUGUCUAUUUAUGUGAUUCCGGAAGCACUUGGAAGUUUCUAGUGCACUUACAUUGAUCAGUGGAGGCCUAUUACCUCAAGAGCUGUGUGGCUGCAACGUGAUGCCAUCUCCACUCCCAGAGCAGUAAUCUAGUCACUUCUACCUAUCUGUCAGUCAGACAGUAAAUGCAAUAGUGCUGGUAAAUGGACAGAGAUGCUGAUUGACUGUGCUAUGUCUCUUCCUGAGCAAGAGACAGUAAGGGCACGCUCGUGUUCUAGAAUGGGACAGAUGUUCAAUAUAUUAGGCCUGUUUAGUUUGUACUGUACAGGGUGUGCAGUUUGAGUUUAUUGGAGUGUGUUAGGAUGUUGUUGUAUGCUUCCUAAUAUGGUGUGUGUGUGUGUGUGUGUGUGUGUGUGUGUGUGUGUGUGUGUGUGUGUGUGUGUGUGAGAGUGUGUGUGUGUGUGUGUGUGUGUGUGUGCAAGUGUGCAAGUGUGUUUGUGUGUAGCGCUUUACAUCCCAUCUUUCCUGGUUAUUUUUGGAAGUGAGGUCCAAAUAUCCAGUCCUCACAAUGUUUUUAUUAUACUGUGUGUGUUCACUAGUGUUUGAGAGAGAGAGAAAGUGAUCAAACAUCAGAGUAUAACUAAGUGAUUUUCGGUUCCCUCCCUCCCUACCUCCCUCCUCAGGCGACACGGUCUUCAUCGUGCUCCGUAAGCAGCGCCUCAUCUUCCUCCACUGGUACCACCACAUCACAGUGCUGGUCUACUCCUGGUACUCCUACAAGGACCAGGUGGCCGGCGGCGGCUGGUUCAUGACCAUGAACUACCUGGUCCACUCCUUCAUGUACACCUACUACGCUGCCCGGGCGGCAGGUUACCAGGUGCCCCGACCCUGUGCCAUGGUCAUCACGGCCACCCAGAUCAUGCAGAUGAUGAUGGGGCUUGCUGUCUUAGGCUUGGUCUACCACUGGAUGCACGAAGUGCGCUGUCCCUCCUACAUGCCCAACAUCGCCUGGGGCUCUCUCAUGUACCUCAGCUACCUGGUCCUGUUCGCCUCGUUCUUCUACAAGUCCUACCUCAGGGGCGCCGCUGACAAGGUUGGCAAGGAAUCCAAGGCCGAGUAG
Coregonus sp. 'balchen' is the source of this 13839-nucleotide messenger RNA. NCBI's taxonomy places the organism in Eukaryota, Metazoa, Chordata, Actinopteri, Salmoniformes, Salmonidae. The record is from the annotation of a GenBank genome assembly.